GAAAAAGAAGAGGAGGAAAAGGACACUAGCUACGUGUCGCAGAGCGGCUCGGCCUGUCGCCAGCCGAGCCAGUGUCGACCAGGCCGGCAGCGCUGGCAUCCUCCCCGGCCAGCUCCUCGAGAGUCUUCCUCGCGGACUCGGGGACCAGCCACGAGGUGCAGAAGCCCAGGGCCAUGAGAGCAGCGAAUAUCUGCAUGAUGUGGGCUGUCCAAGGCGCAGCCCAGCGUGGGUCCGCCUUGGCCUUGGCGGCAUCCGCCCCGAUGGUCCUCAGAGGCCCAGACGCUGCCGAGAUGCCGUGCGACGUGGACUGGUACCGCGUCGGUAACACCUUUGAAGAAGAACUGGCUCAGCGUGAAGAGCGCCAUGAAGGCCCCGCCCGACAACCUCCAGAACCCGAAGCCGAUGGUGCAGAACAGCACCGUCAGCAUAAAGAACCCAACCAGCCCGGCUAUGGACUGGCUGGCGAGCUGGACGACAGGCUCUGGGCGAGCGUGGAGAAGAUGAUGAUCAUGAGCUCCAGCCCGUACAUCUUCUUCCGUCCUACGACAUCGGCCAGUAUGCCAAAUCCAACCUGGCCAGCAACCGUGCCGGCGGAUGUCGCUACCUUGAUGGCUGUGUCGUCGGCAUCCGGGAUCUUGCCCCCAAAGUAGACGAUUCCGAGAAGAGAUGUGACGAGGCCUAUGGCGAAUAUGUCGUAGCUGUCGGUGAAGAACCCAGUCUACAUUCCGGUGCUGGUCAGCUUGGUCCCUCGCUCUCUGCGCCCGGGAAUUGUCAUCGCCGCCGUCGCAGUCACUUACUCCUGCUACGGCGAUGGCCCGGACCGUCCUGCCUCAUCAGCACAAACGCAACAUUUCCGGUUGAAGCAUGACCCCGUUUCCAGAUACCAGGAACCCGGUUAUGAAGAACCAAUUAGGAAGAAGCCAGGCAGUGCCUAGGGGCAUCCAUACCAAGUCUUAAGUUUACUCGAAUCGCGAGGCUGCGAGCUGGAACUAGACGGGAGCAUGAUGUUCUGGACCAGGACGAUCACAGCCCUGAUACCUCGGGUGUGAUUGGAGACCGUUGAGGGCUUAACGGACGACAAAAGCUUAUUGCUCGUUUUACAACUUCAGACACAUUCGCCAGGGGCAGUGCCGUGGUCAAAUCGGCGCGGCAUGGAUCAUUUUACGAAGCCUUGAUGUGAUCUCUCCUCUGCUGGAGCCUCCGCCGGGAGAUGUGGUUUCAACCCCGAGUCUAAAUGCUCCCAUGCCGUGAGGUUGUAAUACUGAGGUUGCGGACGGUACAACCAGGUCAACGGAUAUCAUCACCAAGGACCGGGCCGGGGCAGGGUUUGCAGGGGCAAUGUUAGUGCCAAGCACCACCCAUUGGAAAGCGGCACCUAGGCACCCGCUCCAACUAGCGCAGGGGCUCGACAGGCUUCAACGUCCAUCGUCCGUCGUCCGUCGUCCAUCGUCCAUCCCUUCAUCUACAAUCCCCCCGAGGUCUGUGUCGCCCAAACCUAAAGAACCCGGCUGACCAGAGCCAGCCGAGGCGAGGUGCGCUUAUGCUCUGUGGCGAUGCCGCGUACUGCCACCCCUGGCGCCAUGUCAACCGCAUCGACGCCCAGCAUGAGGAGAUCGCUGGGUGACGGAGGCGGUGGCCCCAGCAUCAGUGAUUGGAGCCGGCACAGGGAGACCAUCAGACGGCUCUACAUAGACGAGAAGAGGAAGCUCAAAGAGGUCAUGGAUAUCAUGGCCACGGAGCAUAACCUCGUGGCGUCGCCCAAGAUGUACAAGGUUCGCAUGAAGCAGUGGGGGUACUCCAAAAAUAUCAGGACUGUCUCCGAGGACGUCCGGUCCCUUAUGGACUCCGUCAACCAAACGGAUCGCUCUGUCGUGCUAGCAACAGGCCGCGUGGUGGACUCCCAGCGUCUGGCUCUACACCUGCGGCGAAAGAAGCAGGGUCUCGUGCGGGCGACGCUGCCACCUUUGCCACACCCGCCAUCUAUCAGGCCUCCGGACAUCUUCCACAUAUCAGAGGCCGUUCUGGCCCAUACGCGCGGGUACAUGUAUGGGCAAACCAUAGAUGUCGAGUUCGUCUCAGGCCGCACUGCCCAUCCAGAGACCAAGCAGGUGACAGACUCCAUGCAUAUGCUGAGGGGUCUCCUUCGGGCCGACAAGUUGGACGAGGCCGUCGUCUUCUUGAGAAAGGUUCCGGACCAGAUACGCGCCUUGCUCCGCCACGAGCCUCCCCAGAUCCUGAACAGGAUAUUCACCAUGGUCGUACACCUGUUGAGUGUCCCAGGGCAACAGGAGCGGGUGGGGAGGAUCGUCAAGGCGCUGGUCAACUACGCUGCAGCCGCUGCAGCCGAGCCAAACCUGGGCUGGUCCGACCGUCAUCCCGUGCGCAGGGUACUGCAGGGCCUGGCUUCUUUGGACGACCAGGACACUCUCGCCCUGCAUGACCUCGCUGUGCGAGCCUGGAAAUGUCUGCUGGACGCGACGGAUACCGUACUGGGCACGCCCGAAUGCGCCGUGAACUUUCCUCGGUGGUUAGACAUGGGCGAGUCCGCCGGCUACGACGCUCUGCCGAGCGCAUACCUCGCCCAGAGGCAAAUGGAGAUAUGCCGGCAGAGAGCAGAAGAGUUCGGCGAGGGCUCGCCCGAAGCCGUCGGCGAGCUGUUCUUCCUCACCGAGCUGGAGCGGCAGAGGGUAGAUGCCCACGGCGGCUCCAAGGACUACCUGAUAUCCCUCCUCACACUGACACUACAGCGGAUACCCGAGGGAGAGUGCCAGAUCGCGAAGCUGAACUGCGAGCUGUACAUGGCUGGCAUCGCCAAGGAGCAGGGCAAUAGGGAACUCGCCGAGGCCUACCUACGAGCUGCAAUUGACACCAGGGUCAAGCGAGGCGGGGCCAAACCGCUCCUCUUCCAGAAGCUCACAAAGCUCGAGGAUUGGCUUACUGAGUGGGGAGAGGUGGCAAAGGUGGCUGAGUUGCAGCCAUGGAAAGAGAGUGUCCGCGCUAGCAUGAACGACGCUACUACCGUAUGACAAUGCCGGGAUCUGAAAUGUCCCGGGGGACAUUGACUGCAUGGCUGUUGAGCCUCAAUGCCUCCCUCAAAUUUGGAACGUCGAGACCUCACAGAUAAAUGACACUCUCGCAAUUGUCAUAAGGCUGUGUCCAGGGAUUCAGGUGCCCUGCGUCGCCAUCUCCAGGCCAUCAACAUACUCGUCCAGUCAGCUGCUGAGGUUGACCAACCGGCCAUAAGACUCAGCUUACAUGUGGGUGAGAAGUGAUCGGGGACCUCGCAGGAGCGCAUGACGGAUCGUGUGACACACCGAAAAAUCGUGAGGGCUCUCAAUGACGCGCCGGGACUCAGUUUGGUUGUCAUGUGCCACUGCGAUAUGGCACGGGUCCUGUCGAGUGCUACGACCGAUAGAUCCAGUGAGCCGGGAGCUGAAUCUGACGUGUAGUAAAGAUGGCUGGAAUUGGCCGAAUAAUAUCAUCCUAAUGAUGGCCGGGGCAGAUUAUUAUUCUCGGCCUGGGAAGACGCCACUAGGGAGCUUUUGAGACUGUCGCAGUGGACUCAUUUCGAAGUCCAACCCGUGUUGAUGGCGCUGUUUGGCCGUGGCAACCCGGCGCAACGGCUCCAGGAACUCCACUUCCAUUCAGGAAGUUCAUACCUGCCUCUCCCUUACGAAACAGGCAGGUAUUAAGUGAGAGUUUGGUGUGGGAAAAAUAGCGCAACAAUGGCCAGGGCUGAGUGAAAACGCCAGUUCAAAGCCCCGGAACUAUAUUCUGCU
Molecule: messenger RNA, 3779 nt
Organism: Diaporthe batatas
Lineage: Eukaryota; Fungi; Ascomycota; Sordariomycetes; Diaporthales; Diaporthaceae
Exons: 4
Coding region: 1554-3026 (490 amino acids)
Source: RefSeq, a predicted model, not a curated record